UACUUCCGCAUCUCUAUGGUAAAGCCGGCCUCGGAGGCGGCGGAGCUGGUGGCGGCUGCGGGGGAAGAAAGGGGCUUCCAACUUUCCUGCUGGCCUGAGAGGUUUUGCGCGCAGAGGGUUGCAAUGUCAGAAAAAAAGCAGCCGGUAGAUUUGGGUCUCCUGGAGGAGGACGACGAGUUCGAGGAGUUCCCUGCGGAAGACUGGACGGGUUUAGAUGAAGAUGAAGAUGCACACGUGUGGGAGGAUAAUUGGGAUGACGACAACGUGGAGGACGACUUCUCCAAUCAGUUACGAGCUGAACUAGAGAAACAUGGUUAUAAGAUGGAGACCUCAUAGAAUCCAGAAGAAGUGUUGAAGCAACCUAAACUUGAACUGUUUGCUAAAUUGUAGGUCAGAAAACCCAAGAUGGAACACUUAAAAAAAUGUUUAUUUCAUUACCUGCUUGGCUUUAUUUUUGCUUUUGUAAAUCAGAAAAUAAAUGUUUUGACCUAAU
Rhinolophus ferrumequinum (greater horseshoe bat) is the source of this 493-nucleotide messenger RNA. RefSeq names its product SEM1 26S proteasome subunit (gene SEM1). Gene Ontology annotation, cellular component: proteasome regulatory particle, lid subcomplex; proteasome complex. The record is from RefSeq and is a predicted model, not a curated record. NCBI's taxonomy places the organism in Eukaryota, Metazoa, Chordata, Mammalia, Chiroptera, Rhinolophidae. Gene Ontology annotation, biological process: proteasome assembly; mRNA export from nucleus; double-strand break repair via homologous recombination.